CAUAGAACAGCAGCCAUGUCGCGCGCGUCGCACGCAGCAGUCGUGUUCGUUCUAACUCUACUCGCCUCACUAGUUGAGUGCAUGGAGGAGGGCUGCACGGACUUUGAGGGCAAGCCGGUGGCGCACGGGCUGCUGUACGUCCCCGGACCAGGAGCCUGCUCGCUCUGCGUCUGCUACCACGCGGAGCCGAUGUGGUGCAAGGCCAUCUACUGCGACCCGCCCUACUUCUGUAAGAACUUUCGCGUUGGAGAGCGGUGUUGUGAAUUCGAGUGCCUGGACCCUCCGGGUGAAGAUACACGCUACCGAGAAAGGCAGCGGCUGCGCGCGCUCAUCCUGGCAGGCAACUCAUCAGCUGUCCAGCUCAGACCAUCGCUUAGACUCCGAGCUGGUAUCUCCCUGCUGGCUGUAGCAGUUGCUACACUCGUCUGAGACAGGAAACAUUGAAAGUAUGAGAAAGUAUAGACAAUAAAUGUCACAGAAUAAUGUGAUGUACAGAUCAAUGAUGAAACAAUUUAAACUCAUCAGAACAUUUUGUGUUUUGAGGUUACUUUUUGUUUAAUCUUAAA
Messenger RNA from Papilio xuthus (Asian swallowtail), 566 nucleotides. RefSeq lists its product as uncharacterized. Bases 16 to 429 code for a protein of 137 amino acids. Gene Ontology annotation, cellular component: membrane. Lineage: Eukaryota; Metazoa; Arthropoda; Insecta; Lepidoptera; Papilionidae. The transcript has 3 exons. The record is from RefSeq and is a predicted model, not a curated record.